GUCCAGUUUGAAAACACAGUUGAUCCGCAAGACGCGUUUGUCACAAUAAAAUGGCCAAUUUGUCUUCUGCCUCACCCAUUGGAAUAGGUUUGUUGUUGGUUUUGAUCUGUUUGACGACUGGGUCGACUGGCGCAGAUUUUUCUUUAGAAGAAGAAUUCCUACAACUUAAGGAGAAUUAUUUUCAAAUGAAAGAACUCGUUAAGAGUUUGGAGUCGAAAGUGACUGAACUAGAGACCAAAGUUCAACGACAAGAUUCGCUUUUAACUUCCUUGUUACGAGAGAAAAACGAUCGCGCAGUAGCCGCCGAUUUCGACUCUGUCCCAAUUAGCACUAAUCAAUCAGCAGUGGCCAUAAGCGGACUGCCAUCUUCAUGCAGUGAUUUAAAAAUGAUUGGCCACAUUUGGAGCGGAUUUUAUUCCGUCAUGGGAUCUUCAGUAAUGGAAUCCGUUUACUGUGAUUUCACAAAACCCAUUGAUGAUGCGGGUUUCGAGAAAUGGAUCGGAUACGACAACGUCAAAUCAACGCCCGUCUAUUUCUUCGUCCAGAGAACCUCUCCAUUAUCCGCUGAUUGGCCUUAUCAGAUUUCAUUCAAUUCCGAGAUACUGAACGUAGGAAGUGCCAUGAAUAUUCAGAAUGGAGUAUUCAUAGCCCCACGACCAGGAAUUUAUUUCUUUUUAUUCAAUGGACUGGCGAAAUUUCCAGCUUCAUCAUCUAUUGAUGUUCGAUUAGGAAUUUCGCUUCAAUCGAACGCUGCUGGGUCUGGAAGUCAAGAGAGUUAUGUUAGUGAGGCAAACACUGUCGAUUUUCAAAGAAGUCCGUUGGCCCUCCAGUCGAUACUGUCGUUAAAAACAGAUGAUUAUGUCUUGUUGAGGAUAGUUUCCUAUUCAUCAAACGAAGUGCAAUUGUAUGAAGCGAAUUUCCUUGGUUUCAUGCUGGAGGAGGAAAUCGUCGUCUCCCUUUAAAAAUACUGUAUUCAUCAUAAAUGCGCAGAACGAUCAUCGAAUGACAAUCGACCCGUAUAAAUGGAUUUAUUUUUCUUCGUUCUUUUUUCUUAAAUCCUAAAUUUUCCCUGAAAUUAUGUUUGUUUUUUUGUUUUUGUUAUUUUUUUCAUCUAUAGGCCUAUAUUACAAUAAAUAAUAUU
Daphnia pulex (common water flea) is the source of this 1141-nucleotide messenger RNA. RefSeq lists its product as uncharacterized. Gene Ontology annotation, molecular function: protein binding. The record is from RefSeq and is a predicted model, not a curated record. The transcript is spliced from 3 exons. NCBI's taxonomy places the organism in Eukaryota, Metazoa, Arthropoda, Branchiopoda, Diplostraca, Daphniidae. Bases 51 to 962 code for a protein of 303 amino acids.